Messenger RNA from Musca vetustissima, 1336 nucleotides. RefSeq lists its product as uncharacterized. Lineage: Eukaryota; Metazoa; Arthropoda; Insecta; Diptera; Muscidae. The record is from RefSeq and is a predicted model, not a curated record. The transcript is spliced from 7 exons. The coding region runs from base 4 to 1332 and encodes 442 amino acids.
AUUAUGGGCAUUAAUGAAACUUCACAAAUGUCUGCAACGGAUGAUGUUUUGCUACCCAACGGUUCCAAAUUAACCUUGGAAUUAUUUGCCGAUAUAUUUAAGUGUAUUGAACCGGAAGUGCAAAUCGAUACAUUUGAGGAAGAACAAGGAUCUGGUCGUGGUGAUAAUUAUACAGCUACCCUUUAUCGCAUCCAUUUGUCGGGACAUCGCAAAUGUUCGGACGAUGGCAAAAAGCUGAAAUGGGAAAAUAAUGUCAUAUGUAAACGUUUGCCGGAAAAUGCCAAACUUCGAGAGGCCUACAAAAGUGAUAAGUUGUUUAGGAAUGAAAUUGAAUUUUACACCUCCAUUAUGCCGGAACUUUUAAAAUUUCAAAGUACCAAAACAACGGAACAAUUUAAGGCCAUGCCGAAAUGUUAUUAUGCCCGUUCAGAUUUGCUAAUUAUGGAGGAUUUGAGGGUACGUGGUUUUCAAAUGCCCGAUCGAAAGCAAGGUCUAACUAUAGAUGAGACCCAUAUGGUAAUGAAACAAGUUGCCCAAUUACAUGCUUUGAGUUUGGCCUAUAAAUUUGAAAAUCCCAAACAGUUUGAAAAUUUACGCAAGCUAACGGAGGAGGGCUUGUUCUCCAGCGACAACGUUAAUUGGUAUAAAAAAUAUUAUGAGACAUUGACGAGUAAUGCCAUUAAAAUGGUCUCCGAUGUCUUGCCGGAAAACUCAAAAUAUUUACAAGCCUUUAAGGAGUUUGCCGAGGCGACAACAUUUUUCCAACGUAUGGUCAGCAUGGUUAGUGAAGAAUCGGCACUAUCGGCUUUUUGUCAUGGCGAUUGUUGGGCCAAUAAUUUUUUGUAUCGCUAUGAAGUUGCGGCAAGUGGUGAGAAAAAGGUUUUGGAGGUCUGUUUGGUAGAUUUCCAAUUAAUACGCUAUAGUUCAAUAGCCUUGGAUGUGGCCAAUUUAAUAUUCUGUUGUACCAGUAAAUCGAUGAGAGAUGUACAUUUGGAAGAGUUCCUCAAUUUGUAUACUAGUGAAUUAUUCAAGUGGUUGCAAUUGCUGUGUACGAAAAUACCAGAAUUCUGUAAUAACUUGGAGAAAUUAAACAAAUUAUUCCGUUUAGAAUUAAAAACUUAUGGCCGUUUUGCAUUGGGCCUAUCUCUGGAUAUAAUACCAAUUAGUACAUGUUCCUCUGAGGAUGCUCCCGAUAUGUAUAUAAAUCGUUCGAACAGCGAUACCAUGGAGUGUCAAUACGGGGCACCCGAACUUAAUUUUCCACCCAACGAUUUGUGUCGCCAAAAAAUGUCAGAAAUAUUAAUUGAUAUGGUUGAUAAUGGCAUGCUAUAAAAAA